CCGUCUGCAACGUUGGCCAAGCUAUGUUGGCCGUCUCCUCCAAAUGCGUGCGCCUACCACGCACACUUACUCAGAACAAGCGCGCUCUCCAUGAUAUCACCUCUUUGCCGUCGAACAAGGCUGCCAUCGCACAAGGACCCCCAGGGCGGAGUGCGACGACGGGGCACGUAGCGACUGUGUUCGGCUGCACGGGCUUUCUGGGUCGCUACGUCGUAGCGAAACUCGCCAAGGCGGGCACACAGGUCAUUGUUCCGUACCGAGACGAGGACGAGAAACGGCACCUGAAGGUCACUGGGGAUCUCGGGCAGAUUGUAUCCAUGGAAUGGGACCUUCGCCGGCCUGACCAGAUCGACGAGUGUCUGCGACACUCAGAUAUCGUGUACAACCUCGUCGGCAGGGAGUACGAGACCAAGAACUUCUCCUACGAGGACGUCCACGUGAAGGGCGCGGAGGCAAUUGCGAGUCUCGCAACCCAGGCCGGCGUUGAUCGCUUCGUGCACGUCUCGCACCUGAACGCGGCCCAUGACUCUCCCUCCGCGUUCUAUCGCACGAAGGCCGUCGGGGAGGAACGGGUCAAGGAGGCCUUCCCCAACGCGACAAUUAUCCGUCCCUCGAUCAUGUUCGGCUACGAGGACAGGUUGCUGAACAACGUCGCCUUCUGGCCGAUCUGGUGGAAGCUAAACCACAUGAGGACGAAGGUCCGCCCCGUGCACGCGCUGGAUGUCGCGCAAGCACUGGCGAACGUUAUCCAAAUUCCGUCCAUGCCCGGCACCUACAACCUGCCUGGUCCCUCUGAGAUGACCUAUGAAUAUCUGCUGACGCUCGUCAGUACGGUCACCCUCAACCCAGUGUCCCCAGCCCCCAUUCUGCCGAAGUCCGUGGCGCUCGCGCUCGCGAAAGUGGCUCAAAGGGUUUGGUGGCCGGCACUGAGCCCGGACGAAGUUGUGCGCAGGUACAUCGACGACGCGGAUGUUCCGGGCGACUGGGACAAGUUUGGAAUUACCCCGGACGAGAUUGAGGAGCACGCCAUCACGUACCUGAGGAGAUACCGAUCCGCGGAGAACUUCGCGCGGCCGGUGGUAUUCCCCGCUAACCGGGAAACUUCUUCGUAUGACAUAGUGGCAUGAGGGGCGUCGAUCACUAGCUAGCUGCUGCUCGUCUGUUGGAUCGUUUCGGGCGAUGAUUGCGACUCAAAGCUAUGUUUAACUGCCACUCAUCGGCGGAGGUGUGAAUUUG
Trametes versicolor FP-101664 SS1 is the source of this 1236-nucleotide messenger RNA. Its product is annotated as NADH dehydrogenase. The record is from RefSeq and is a predicted model, not a curated record. Bases 24 to 1127 code for a protein of 367 amino acids. Gene Ontology annotation, cellular component: mitochondrion. NCBI's taxonomy places the organism in Eukaryota, Fungi, Basidiomycota, Agaricomycetes, Polyporales, Polyporaceae. Gene Ontology annotation, molecular function: protein-containing complex binding. The transcript has 9 exons.